Molecule: messenger RNA, 1203 nt
Organism: Botrytis byssoidea
Lineage: Eukaryota; Fungi; Ascomycota; Leotiomycetes; Helotiales; Sclerotiniaceae
Exons: 2
Coding region: 1-1203 (400 amino acids)
Molecular function (GO): toxin activity
Source: RefSeq, a predicted model, not a curated record
AUGCCCAACCAAACCCGCGACUAUGGAGACCUGAGAGUCACCAUGACGGCAGACUACCAUUGGGCUUGGGACAAUAAUGAAUACGGAACCCAUCGAGGAUGCACUUUCUGGAACCCUACACCACAGGGAGAUAUGCGUACAUUAGGUACAGUCUGCGUAAACAAGCAAAAUUACUGGGCGAGAAAUUGGAGAGCUACAAUAUUGUUUGGACCCAACCCAAAUUCGACGAAUCCAAAUCCGGCAGUCAAGAGACCGACUGAUUAUACUAGAUUGUGGUGGGAGUCUAAUGAUCAUUCUUGGCAUAUGGGUUCUGUCUGGCGUCCAAUUGCUCCAACUGGCUAUGUUGCCCUUGGAGAUUUAAUGGUCAACAGUGUCGACAAACCAAGUCUCGACUACCUCUGGUGCUUACGAGCCGAUCUCGUCAAACCCGCCAACUACUGGCCCGCUGAUAUAUGGAAUGACCGAGGAUCCGGAAGAUCCGCAGACAUCUCUAUCUGGGCGGUAGUCCCUGAGCCUUUGGGCGUAAAUGGCAGCGCAAAAAUUCCCCUCUUCGCCGACACAUUCAUCCACUCCAAUAACUACAGUCCACCUCACACCGGACUCGCAUUCGUACCGGUCCUAGACCUAGGGAACGAAUUCCAAGAGUUUGAUCAAUCCGUUCCCACUUUCUCAAAAACUUCCAUCCCAAACACGGGAAAAACUUAUGCCGUGGUUGAACAAGCCGCCGUCACUCUCCCCAUGCGCUGCUUCUUCUGGUCCGAAGACCCCCGUACCAUUGCCCAGAUUGAAAAGCCUUUUAUAUCAAUUAGCAAAGCGAUCGCCUGGUAUGUUGAAGGUGUGUACGAAAACGGUGGGAGUGGGAGUUUCACACGCGAACAACGCAUCAAAUCCGGUAUCUCCAAAACACAGACGGAAACUAUGGAACAUCAAGUUGGCAUUACGAUUACUGCUUCCCAUGGUUUCAAACUCGCCGAAAUGUCAGUUACGUUGAAUUAUCAGUUUACACAUACACAAUCAACGAGUUUUACUGAGUUUACGGAAACGGAGAUUACGCAGAGAUUUGAAGUGCUACCCAAAACUUGUACGGUGCUUUUUAGUAAGCAUGUUUAUAUGAAGGGAACGAUGAAUAACGGCGGAACUAUUUUGAGUGAGAUUGAGGCGGUGGCAAAUGAAGAUGUGCAUCUCGGUGGUUGCACUCUUUGA